This is a messenger RNA of Colletotrichum lupini, 2412 nucleotides long. RefSeq names its product glutaminyl-tRNA synthetase. Lineage: Eukaryota; Fungi; Ascomycota; Sordariomycetes; Glomerellales; Glomerellaceae. The transcript has 8 exons. Bases 1 to 2412 code for a protein of 803 amino acids. The record is from RefSeq and is a predicted model, not a curated record. Gene Ontology annotation, molecular function: ATP binding; glutamine-tRNA ligase activity. Gene Ontology annotation, biological process: translation; glutaminyl-tRNA aminoacylation. Gene Ontology annotation, cellular component: cytosol; cytoplasm.
AUGGCGGACGCUGCUGCGGACCCCACCGCCAAGUUGGCCGAGUCGACGGCCAAGCUCCAGCUCGACGAGGAGACGGGAGAGAUGGUCAGCAAGGGCGAGCUGAAGAAGAGACUGGCAAAGCGAGCGAAGAAGGCCGCCACGGAAAAGGCAAAGGCUGCCAAGGACGCUGUCGCAAAGGCUGCCGGUGCUGGCGACAGCAAGCCCGCCGCGAAGCCCAAAGCUAAGCCUGAGGAGGUCGUCCUCGACCCGGAGGCCAUGUUCAAGCAGGGCUUCCUCCAGGAGGUCUACAAGGAGAGGCCGUCGGAGAAUGUCGUGACGCGUUUCCCUCCCGAGCCCAAUGGCUACUUGCACAUUGGCCAUGCCAAGGCCAUCGCCGUCAACUUCGGUUUCGCCAAGCAUCACGGAGGUGUCUGCUACCUGAGAUUCGACGACACGAACCCCGAGAAGGAGGAGGAGAGAUAUUUCACGGCCAUUGAGGAGAUGAUUAGCUGGCUGGGUUUCACACCGUACAAGAUCACGUACUCGAGUGACAACUUCCAGAAGCUAUACGAUUUGGCCGAGAAGAUGAUUACGUUGGAGAAGGCAUACUCAACCUCAGAUACCGAGAUCAAGCUCCAGCGUGGCGGUGAGAAGGGCGCUUCCCCUAGGUUCCGAUGCGAGCACGCGAACCACACCGUCGAAGAGAACCUGCAGAAAUUCAGAGAUAUGAAGGACGGCAAAUACAAGCCUAGGGAAGCAUUCUUGCGCAUGAAGCAGGAUAUCACCGACGGCAACCCCCAGAUGUGGGAUCUCGCCGCAUACCGCAUCAAGACCGACACGCCGCACCACCGCACCGGAUGGGACUGGAAGAUCUACCCGACAUACGAUUUCACGCACUGCCUGUGUGAUAGCUUCGAGGGCAUCACUCACUCACUCUGCACAACAGAGUUCGUCCAGAGUCGUGUCUCGUACGAGUGGCUCAACAAGACCCUCGGCGUUUACGAGCCGAUGCAGCGCGAGUACGGUCGUCUAGGUAUCACGGGUACCGUCUUGUCAAAGAGAAAGAUCCUCAAGCUGGUUGAGGAGAAGAUUGUGCGUGGCUGGGACGAUCCACGUCUGUACACUCUGAUCGGCAUCAAGCGCCGUGGUGUGCCCCCUCGCGCGAUUCUCGACUUCGUCAAUGAGCUGGGAGUCACGACGUCUGUCUCUGUCAUUCAGAUCAAGCGUUUCGAGCAGACGGUGCGCAAGUACCUGGAACGAACUGUUCCCAGAUUGAUGAUGGUCUUGGAUCCCAUCCCAGUUGUCAUCGAAGAUGCCGAGGCUACUGACGUCGAGCUCGCCUUCUCUCCCAAGGAUCCCAACAUGGGUUCGCACACGAUCAAGUUCACCCCGACCGUCUACAUCGAUCGCGCCGAUUUCAGAGAGGUCGACAGCAAGGAUUACUUCCGUCUUGCACCCAACAAGACCGUCGGUCUGCUCAACGCCCCCUUCCCCAUCAAGGCUACUUCCUACACCAAGGAUGAGGCGACAGGAAAGGUCACCGAGAUCCGUGCCGUCUACGACAAGGAGACGAAGAAGCCCAAGGCCUUUAUCAACUGGGUCGGUACCGAGGGUUCCAAGAAAGUUGAGGCCCGUAUCCACAACUCUUUGUUCAAGAGCGAGAAGCCCGACGACACCGAGGGCGGUUUCCUCAACGACAUCAACCCCGAGAGCGAGGUCAUCUACCCCGACGCGCUCAUCGAGAGCGGUUUUGACGAAGUCAAGAGACGUGCACCUUGGCCUGAGGCUGCGGGUGAGAGCGAGCUCGGCAAGGGCGGACCUGAGAGUGUUCGUUUCCAGGCGACGCGCAUUGCCUACUUUGCCAUUGAUUCUGACAGUACCGACGAGAGGAUUAUUCUCAACCGCAUUGUGUCGCUAAAGGAGGAUGCUGGAAAGGUUCUCCACGACAGAGUUGCGAAUAAUACUUCCGAAAGAAUGAAGUUCAAGAUAUCGCAGGGCAACCAGCCAUCAGCACCGCGAGUUGGAGAGGUGCCGUAUGAGCAAUCACCUUACGAAGAGACACCCUACAAUGAGACGCCACACGAAGACUUGGGGGAAGAACCGUCACCGUACGAGCAGCCAGACGAAAAACCUUCAUACGGAAAGCCUUCAUAUGAACAGCCGCCGCGGGAAACGCCCUCAUAUGGCCACACUCCGUACGGGCGAGACCCAGCCAUCUCCAUCAUAGAAUGGGAAGUCGGCAGCCCGGCCCUCUACGCAGCGCGCUCCGUCGACGACCCAGACACAUGUCCCAAAGGAACAGUAUCCUGCAACCUCCCCCGCAACUGGAACUGCUGCACAAGAUCCAUGCCCUGCUGCGGGCCCGGCUGCUGCGCCCAGGGCUUCGACUGCGUCGACGCCGCCAUCGGGGUCUGCUGCUCGCGGCGGGUGUAG